CGGAAGUAAACUGACACCAACAAGAAUCAAGACCAACUUGUUGCCUUGACACACAAAUACACACACGUCUUAAAUCGAGCCAACUUCUUUAAGGUAACUUUCCCGGCUGCACUGACUCAUCCACCGCCGCUUUCAGUCAAGUGGGACGAACACCUCCGGGCACUUGACAGCGACUCUGCCGGGCCGCAGCCAUGGCCGAAUCCCAACUCAUGUGCAUGGAGGACGGCCACAUAGGGGCCCCGGUCCCGGAGACCAAGCCGGAGUUCUACUACAGCGAGGAGCACCGCGCCGCCGUCGAGGAGCUCCUAAAGAACGGCGAUGGCGCCUUCAAAAUGCGCUUGAAGGAGGACAAUACCAGGGACUUCCUGUCGGCCAGAGAGGUCAAAAUAUUGACUAGCACGUUCAAGCACUACGAGGAAAUCGGCGAGGAGGACCACGCAGCAGCGGCGGUGGAAUCAAACUCCAUGUCGUCCCCGGAGGACUCGGGGGUUCAUUCCACCUACUGGCCCCAGAUGUCGGACACGGAGGUGCCGCCUCUGGACAUAGGCUGGCCCAGUUGGGGGUUCUUCAAGGGAGUGACCCGGGUGGCGGUCCACACGCAUCCACCCAAAGACAACGGGCCCCACAUUAAGGAAGUGGUGCGCAGACUCAUACAGGGGGCCACCAAGGUGAUCGCCAUCGUCAUGGACUUGCUCACCGACUUGCAGAUCCUACAGGACCUGAUGGAUGCCGCCUGGCGCCGUGCGGUGCCCGUUUACAUCCUGCUGGACAACCACGGCGUACCGCACUUCCUGGACAUGUGCUCCCGGCUGCAGAUCGGCGCCCAGCACCUGCGGAACAUCCGAGCAAGAACGCUCACCGGAGUCGGCUUCAACCUGUCCUUCGGGAGACUUCCUGGUUCCAUGUGCGCCAAGUACAUGCUGGUGGACGGGGACAAGGUGGCGUUUGGAUCCUACAGUUUCUCCUGGGCCACAUCCCGCAUGGAUCGCAACAUGAUCACCGUGAUGACGGGCCAGGUGGUGGAGUUCUUCGACCAGGACUUCCGCGAGCUCUAUGCCAUCUCAGAGAAGUUGGACCUUUUCAAGGAGUUCCACGUGAGCCCGCCGGUCACCAGGAGCGCCACGGUCCGUUCCAAAGUGGGCCCCAAAAGGCCCCCGUUGCCGGCCACCACAUCGCGCUUCCAGGUCAGCUUGGGAGACUCCCGGAAGGAGGGCAUCCAAGUUCCGGCCCACAAGUACUACAAUCCCAAAUACUACCUCCUGUUCCCGGACGUCCCGCACCCUCCCAGGUCUUUGCAGGGGCCGUCCAGGGGGCCGGAUCUGUUACGGAACGCUCAGAUGCUGGAUCCGGGAACGCCGCAAGUCACCAGUAGCGAGAAGCUGGACCGCCUCAGUCCGCUGCCGUCGAUGGCGCCCGAGGAGUUCUUCCAGAAGCCCAAAGGCGUUCCGCAGGAGAAGAAGAAACUGACGCUGAAGCAGAGGCUCUCCAAAAAACUGUCGUCCAGUAAGCUGUCCAUCAACAGCCCCGCCAACAAGGCCGGCCACGCCCCCGUGGGAUCCCCCGGCCACCUGGAGAGCGAUGACAACUUCGAGGUGACUGUGAAGUCGCCUCCCAAGCUUAAACUGCUCAAGAGGCCGUCGACACUGGGACCCAGGACCAACUCCGUACAGACAGUGGACUCCAUGCAGGACACCAUCAGUGUAAAGAGUCACCGUCGGAACAAACAAGUCUGCAAAGUGUCCUGAGGUCACGUCACGGACGUCUUUUUAAAGAUGAUUACUGUUAUUUUCAUUUUCUGAUGGUUUACAAGCACUAAAAUCACUUUCCCCCCCCCCC
Doryrhamphus excisus (bluestripe pipefish) is the source of this 1836-nucleotide messenger RNA. It is a transcript of the gene sack1fb, whose product is annotated as family with sequence similarity 83 member Fb. NCBI's taxonomy places the organism in Eukaryota, Metazoa, Chordata, Actinopteri, Syngnathiformes, Syngnathidae. Gene Ontology annotation, molecular function: protein kinase binding. The record is from RefSeq and is a predicted model, not a curated record. Gene Ontology annotation, biological process: signal transduction.